AUGAGGAGUUUUGAGAAGUUUUAUAAAAGGUUUAGUAAGUUUUAAGUUUGAUUUAUCAUUAAAAAGCCUUUUUUGUUUAAUCGAAUGUUAAGAUAUUUUAAAAAAUGGCAUUUUUCUUGAAAUUUUUGACGUUUUUAGCUAUUUUUUAUGACUUCGCCCAGAACUUUGUACUGUAACUUUAGUAUGGUAUAGAAAAACUAAAAUAUAUUUUUAGGCCGAACAGACAAGACCUUGGUUUAUCAUUAACAAGCAUUUUUUUAAUCCAAUGUUAACUUACUUUAAAAAAUAGUAUUUUUCUUCAAAUUUUUGACUUUUUUUUGUUAUUUUUUGUAUGACUUGGCUCAGAACUUUGUACUGUAAAUUAAGUAUCGUACUGUAAAACACAGAAAUAUUUUUAGGCAGUAUUGCCAAGGCUACGAUAGGCUAUUAAGAGUUGUUUUUAAUUUAGUCGUACGUUAACAUCUUAUAAAAAGUGGCAUUUUUCUUAAAAUUUUUUGUUUGUUUUUGGAUUUUUAAGAAAUUGAGCUGCCAUUUCUUAUCGUAUCUUACUUUAAAAGUUGUUUUAAAGUUAACUUUUAUAGUUUUUACACCUUACUUUUACUGCUUUAGCUUUUACCAUAACAGCUUAUAUACUUUACCUUUCUAGCCAUGACCUCAUCGUCUCAAACGGUGGUAGUAAUCACCUCGAUUGGCAGUGCUGCCUUCAUAUUCUUGACCAUUUGUGCAGCCGGUUACAUUUACAAUGACAUCAACAACCUUCACAAUGAGAUCAUGUUGGACUUGACCGACUUCAAGAUCAUGGUUGAUGAUGCUUGGAGUGGCAUGCUGAACGUGCCAGACAGUACUAGCUUCAAAACUGGACCAGGUCGUCAGGGCUAUGGACAUUAUAAUCUCAACAAGAACGAUCACAGAACGUUCUUGCAACAAAUCGGUCACCGUGAGAGACGUUCCGCUCAAUGUGAAUGCCAAGCCCACUCAAACAAAUGCCCACCAGGUCCAAUCGGUCCACCAGGAGCCAAAGGCAAAGCAGGUGAACCAGGCCCACGUGGUGAUAAUGGCAGACCUGGUGCACCUGGAAUAGCCCUAAUUGGUAACUUCCCUCGGCGUGCCGGCUGUAUCCAAUGCCCACCCGGUCCACCCGGUCUACAAGGCAAAGAAGGCGCAGCUGGUCCGGCUGGCGACAACGGUCAACCUGGCUAUGAUGGAAGAGCCGGUCAGGACGCUUACCCUGGAGUACAAGGUGCGCCAGGUGAGGCGGGACCACCUGGACUGCCUGGUACGUUGGGGCGGCCUGGUCAUGAUGGUAGAGAUGGUAGAAAAGUUAAGCCUAUCAUUGGUGUUAAGGGACCUCCAGGUAAGUGCUCUUUGGAGUUUAACAGGGUUUUGAACAGUUAUCAGGUUUUCGUGGUGGGACCCAAAAAAGUCAUAAUUUUAUGUUUUUAUUUAAAGUAUAACAUUUUCUAGCCUAAUCUUAAAGUUAAAAACGAUUUUUGUUCAUUUAUUUGCAACUUGCAAGAUAAAGGAUUUUCAAGUUUUCGUGGUGGGACCCAAACGUUUGAAUUUUAUAAUAAUUUUGCAAUUUUUUUAUAAUAUAUGACAUUUUCUAGCUUAACUUUAAAGUUUAAAACUAUUUUCUAUCAUUUAUUCACAAUUUUGACGAUUUUCAAGUUUUCGUGGUGAGACCCAAAAUUUUUCAAGUUUUCCAAGAACUUUUGCCUAGCGAUAAAAAUAUGACAAUCUAAACCUAAAACCAACAUUUUAAAAUUUUUUAUUUUUAGGACCACCCGGCUUCCUAGGCGAAGAAGGAGAGCCCGGCGAACGCCCCGAACCAGGCAACCCAGGCCCACAAGGAUCACCAGGACGAGCCGGCUCUCGCGGCCGCGAUGGAAAACCUGGCGAAAAUGGUGCCGAUGGUCUACCCGGUUCACCCGGAAAGGACGCUACCUAUUGUCAAUGUCCUAAACGAGGUACUGCCGAUGAAGCGCCGUCCGCCGAAUCCAACGCCGAAUUCGGCGAUGCUACGAAGAUCCCGGCCGGCAAAGCCGAGAAGCCUGAGGAUUCACAUGAAGAUGAUGUUCAGCCACAUACCCACAGCUAUGAUGCUGUGGUGACUGAGGCUCCGGUUGUGAAAGCGCAUCAUGAGACUAGUACGGCUCCACCCGAGUCCGACUUCCCUACGCCAACUUCCAAUGGCUACAGAAGACGGAAGAAGAUCAGAAUCUAA
This is a messenger RNA of Bursaphelenchus okinawaensis, 2224 nucleotides long. The record is from the annotation of a GenBank genome assembly. NCBI's taxonomy places the organism in Eukaryota, Metazoa, Nematoda, Chromadorea, Rhabditida, Aphelenchoididae.